Molecule: messenger RNA, 4127 nt
Organism: Hemibagrus wyckioides
Lineage: Eukaryota; Metazoa; Chordata; Actinopteri; Siluriformes; Bagridae
Gene: tjp2a
Product: tight junction protein 2a (zona occludens 2)
Exons: 23
Coding region: 168-3563 (1131 amino acids)
Biological process (GO): establishment of endothelial intestinal barrier; positive regulation of blood-brain barrier permeability; protein localization to cell-cell junction
Cellular component (GO): bicellular tight junction; plasma membrane
Molecular function (GO): cell adhesion molecule binding
Source: RefSeq, a predicted model, not a curated record
CGGGAAGCCACGCCCCAUACCUGGAAGAAUCAGGAAAUCUAGAAUUGUGUGCUGCAAUAAGCUCGAGCUCUCCGGUCAUUUGUCCGAAAAUUCCAGUCUCCAACUCGACAGCUUGUCUUCACCUGAACGCGGAAGUGUGAGAUUAAACCGGAAACUGAAGAGUGGAGAUGGGGGAGACGGUGUGGGAGCAGUACACAGUGACGCUGCAGCGGGAUCCUAAAAUGGGAUUUGGGAUUGCCGUCUCCGGCGGAAAAGACAAUCCGAAUGAGGAGACGAGAGAAGCCUCGAUUAUCGUCUCUGACGUUCUGCCUGGAGGACCUGCUGACGGCCUGCUGUUUCAGAAUGAUCGCGUGAUCCAGGUGAACUCUUCGUCCAUGGAGAACGUUGUGCACUCGUUUGCGGUUCAGUCUCUACGCAAGUGUGGCAAAGUCGCCAAGAUAACGGUGAAAAGACCACGCAGAGUUGCUGUGAAUGUGCCGAAGCAGGCCCCGCCCCCGGACGACCGCGUGUUCUCUCAUCCAGACUACAGCGACGAUUACGACUACGAGCUGGACCGACGCAGCACAUACAGCGGACGCGCCGACUCCGAGUACGACUACGAGCGUGGCCGCAGCCGAACCCUGGAACGAGACCUCAGUCCCGAGCGCCGCCGCGAUGGCAGCCGAGGACGUGUGCUGGAGCCCAAGCGCAGCCCCGACCGCCAUUACCGUGACUACAGCCCAGAUCGUCGUUACCGUAGCCACGGCACCCUCGAUCGAGACUACAGCCCGGACCGGCGGUACCAUGGCGAGGGCAGCCCGGAUCGCCGGUACCGAAGCGAACACAGUCUGGAUCGAGACUACAGCCCGGAUCGUCGCUAUCGCAGUGAACAUGUUCUGGAUCGCUCACACAGUCCAGAACCACGCCACCGGGAGAGGGAACUGCGGAUUCCAGAACCACGUCCUGCCGAGGAAAUCAGAAGGAACGUCAGCCGGGAACGCUUAGAACGUUCACCUCCACAGAGCCCGCGGGAACCGCUGGAGAAACCAGUGCGUGUCCUACUGAAGAAGAACAGACCUACUGAAGAAUAUGGGCUGCGUUUGGGCAGUCAGCUGUUCAUUAAAGAGAUGACCAGUACUGGCCUGGCCACCAAAGAUGGGAACCUGCAGGAGGGAGACAUCAUCCUGAAGAUCAACGGGACGGCCACAGAGAAUCUGUCUCUGAGUGAUGCAGGGAAGCUGAUUGAAAAAUCACGAGGAAAGCUGCAGCUGGUGGUCCAGAGAGAUCGCAGGAAGGUUCUGGUUCGGGUCCCGCCCAUGGCUGACAGCGACUCGGAGCCAGACGAUCUGUCAGAGAUCGAGUCGUAUCGUUCCUACUCCCCUCAGGACGAUAGACGAGGACAGGUCUCGGACGUCUCCCCACACUCCUCCAACGAGAGGCUGCGUGAAAAGAACAGAGAUGAGCCUCAGAGCAGGUUGUCUAAAAUGGGUGCGAUGCCCACACCAUUCCAUGCUGCUCCAGAUGAUUUUCCACCUCCACCAGUGGAGGAAGAUGAGUCUGAGAUUGAGGAAGCUCCAGCUCCCGUGGCCGCGCCUGCACCAAAAGUCAGCGUUCCACCAAAAGUUAAAGCUCCUCCAAAGGUUCCUCUGAAACCCAGCGCAGAAGAUCUGGAGAUCUAUGGGCCAAACACGGUGAUGGUGCGCUUUCAGAAGGGUGAGAGUGUGGGUCUGAGGCUGGCCGGAGGAAACGAUGUGGGAAUAUUCAUAGCCAGUGUUCAGGAGGACAGUCCAGCGGAGAUGGAGGGACUGCAGGCUGGAGACCAGAUCGUGAAGGUGAAUAACGUGGAUUUCCGUGGCAUGGUGCGUGAGGACGCAGUGCUCUACCUGCUCGACAUUCCUAAAGGAGACGACAUCACCAUCCUGGCUCAGAGCAAACCAGAUGUGUAUAAGGACAUCGUGGCCUCAGGUCGAGGAGAUAACUUCUACAUCAGGACUCAUUUUGAACACGAGAAAGACGCUCCUCAGAGUCUGUCCUUCAGCCGGGGGGACAUCUUUAAAGUGGUGGACACGCUGUACGAUGGAAAACUGGGCAGCUGGCUGGCCAUCCGCACCGACAAAGACAACCAGCUGCUGGAGAGAGGGGUCAUCCCCAGCAAGAGCAGAGCUGAACAGAUGGCUAAUGUACAGAACAUGCAGAAAGGAGCAGCCAAUGACAGAGGAGAUUUCUGGAGGCUCAGAGGUCAAAGGGCAGCAAAGAAGAAGGACCUGCGUAAGAGCCGAGAGGAUCUCACGGUCAACCCUGUCACCACCCGCUUCCCUGCUUAUGAGAGGGUGGUGCUGCGAGAGGCUGGGUUCUGGAGGCCCGUGGUUCUGUUCGGCCCAAUCGCUGAUGUGGCAUGUGAGAAACUCGCCAACGACCUGCCGGAAGAUUUUGUCGUCGCAAAGCGAGAACCUAAAGAUGCAGGAACAGAGAAGUCCUCAGGUGUGGUGAGACUGAACACUGUGCAGCAGAUCAUUGAACAGGAUAAGCAUGCUCUGCUGGACGUAACCCCGAAGGCAGUGGACACGUUGAACUACACCCAGUGGUACCCCAUUGUGGUGUUCCUGAACCCGGACAGUAAGCAGGGCGUGAAGACCAUGAGGAACCGCCUGAUAUCGGGUUCUAACCGCAGCUCACGCAAACUGUAUGAGCAGGCAGUCAAACUGAAGAAGACCUGCUCUCACCUCUUCACCGCAACGGUGGAUCUGAACUCGGCUCACGAUGCCUGGUACGGGAGUCUGAAGGACACCAUUCAGGAGCAGCAGAACAAAGCGGUGUGGGUCUGCGAGAGUAAACUGGACAGCGCGGAGGAGGACCUAGACCUCCACGAUGACCGCAUGUCUUACCUGUCGGCCAUGAGCGCAGAUUACCUGAGCAUGGACAGCCGUCUUACCGGUGACUACGAUGACACAGCGGAUGAAGGCGGAGCCUAUACUGAUAACGAGCUGGACGAGCCAAGCAACGAGCCUCACAUAUCGGGGAUGAGCCGCUCGUCAGAGCCCGUAGACGAGAGACCUGCCCCUGUGCCCCGCAUGAAGCGCGCCGGGAGCAGAGAGGUUCUACGAGACCCCAGUCCACCGCCCUCCUUCGUCCCAGAACCCCCCAAGGCCCGAUCUCAGAGGCAGCACAGUGAGUCCAGCAGCACGGUCAGCAGUGAUGUCAGCUCCAAGCCGCCGCCCCCUCCCGUUGCCCUUAAGCCCAGCUUCCUAGCUCGAGGUGCUCCGUCUCAAGAACCCAUCUCAGAUGUUGAAGAUCCAGCCAGCCGCUCCUUCAUGGGGAAAGUGAAGGCCUUUGAACAGAUGGAUCACCUCGCUCGGGCUCAGAGGAUGCUGGAACUGCAGGAGGCUGAACACGCCCGGCUGGAGAUCUCUCAGAGACACCCGGACAUUUACGCUGUCCCCGUUAAACCCAAACCCACUGCCGCCCGGCCGCCACCUACUGGUUCCAGCUCAAACCCUCUGCACCGCACUGGACCUUCUGAAGACGCUGACCAGUCUCGCCGUGGAUAUUAUAACCCUCAGAAAUAUAAUGACACUGAGCUGUAAACCACACACAAACACACACACAUCCCUCCUCUAUAAAGUGUUUCAGGAUGGAUCCUGGUCCUGGUUCUGAUUCUCAGUGACCUCAGUGUCGGUCAGUAUGGUGGCUUUGAAUACACUACGGUGAAAUUAAGCAGCGUUUUGACAAAAAACGUUUUACAUUUGUACGAAGAUUUUUUAUAAGAAACUGGAAGUUCUGAGAACUGUGUGUGUAGUGAAGCCACUCGGCGGUUCUGUUACUCCUUUCGUUCCUCUGCAGGUAAAGGGAUGGACUUCAAACCUUCAGAGCUUCAUGAUGGAAAUGAAAUAUUCUACACUUUUAUAUCUCUAAUAAUAAUAAUCUUCACACUCUUUGUGGAAGAGGUAUCUUUUUAUUGUUGUGUUAGUGAAUUAAAUCACAUACGUUCACGCAUUCUGCAUUUAGAGGUGCAGUGGAUUUCAAAGAUGAUGAUGAUGAUGAUGAUGAUGGAUCGUAAGGUCCGUGCGAUUUUCCCGAUCAUCUUCCCAUAAACGUACAAAAUCAACCUUUAACAUUUAGAUCUCUGAUCAAUAAAUAAAUAAAACACA